GGUGUCUUGCAUUUAAUGCUCAACUGUUUACAGAAAGGGAGGUCGAUCGAUCAUCGAGGAAAUUAAUCCCCAUUUGCAACAUUUCUUGAGCACAUUUCCAUCCAUCUCCAGCUUUCGCCAUGAAACCUUUUUUCAUCCUCUCCUUCUUGUACCUAGCUUUCGGGGCAGUUUUAUCAAGUUCUCAGAAAUAUGAGUCAAUUUUCAACUUCGGUGACUCCCUCAGUGACACAGGAAAUUUCCUUCUUUCUGGCGCCCUGGCAUUUCCAGUUAUAGGAAAGCUCCCUUAUGGCGAGACCUUCUUUCAACACGCAACGGGGCGGUGCUCCGAUGGACGCCUAGUGGUUGACUUCAUUGCUGAGGCAUUUGGGCUGCCGUAUCUUCCUCCCUAUCUAUCAAUAGCCGACGGUAAAGAUUUCCGCCAUGGAGUAAAUUUUGCUGUCGCCGGAGCCACUGCACUUGACUCGCAAUUCUUCUAUGAACGAAAAAUCGAAAAACUCCUAUGGACAAAUGACUCUUUGAGCGUUCAGCUUGGUUGGUUUAAGAAGCUUAAGCCCUCCCUUUGCACAAGCAAACAAGAUUGUGAUAACUACUUCAAGAAAUCGCUCUUUCUCGUGGGAGAAAUUGGUGGAAAUGAUUAUAACUAUGCUUUCUUUCUCGGUGGAAGCAUUAAACAACUUAAAGCCGCCGUACCUCUUGUGGUUGGAGCCAUUACUAGGGCUGCCAGCGCAUUGAUAGAAGAAGGUGCGGUGGAGCUGCUGGUGCCGGGGAAUUUGCCAAUUGGGUGCUCGGCCGUCUACAUGACCUUGUUCGGAAGCCCAAACAAAGCAGACUAUGACCCAACGAAUGGGUGUUUGAAGGCAUUCAAUGGUUUCUCUAAGUAUCAUAAUAAUCAGCUCAAACUUGGUCUACAGGCACUUAGAGAAAAAUACCCUCAUGCAAGAAUAAUUUACGCAGACUAUUACGGUGCAGCCAAGCGAUUCUUUCAUGCACCACGACAUUACGGGUUUUUCAGUGGAACCCUAACAGCUUGUUGUGGAGGGGGAGGGCCAUACAAUUUCAAUUAUUCAGCAAGGUGUGGUCACUAUGGAUCCGAAGCCUGUAAAGAUCCAUCGUCUCAUGUAAACUGGGAUGGAAUUCACUUGACAGAAGCAGCUUACCGUCAUAUUGCCAAUGGUCUCAUCAGUGGCCCUUUUUCCACCCCACCCCUGAUCACCUCCUCUUAAUUCCCUCUGAGAUAAGACUAGAUUAAUGCUUGAUCUCAUAAUUCCCUCUCUAGAGAAUAAAAGGGGGGGG
Alnus glutinosa is the source of this 1293-nucleotide messenger RNA. RefSeq names its product GDSL esterase/lipase At5g45910-like. The transcript has 5 exons. Bases 120 to 1223 code for a protein of 367 amino acids. The record is from RefSeq and is a predicted model, not a curated record. NCBI's taxonomy places the organism in Eukaryota, Viridiplantae, Streptophyta, Magnoliopsida, Fagales, Betulaceae. Gene Ontology annotation, molecular function: hydrolase activity, acting on ester bonds.